CAUUUGGUGAUUUAAAAGAACCUGGCGGUACUGUCAACAUAGUUUCGAUUUUCUCGUGAGACAAUGGCAGGGGAUGAUAAGGUGAACAUUGAUAGUGUCAUUGGUAGAUUACUAGAGGUUCGACGCACUCGUCCUGGCAAAAACGUCCAAAUGAGCGAAGCAGAAAUCCGCGGGCUGUGUCUGAAGUCUCGCGAAAUCUUUUUAAGUCAACCUAUUUUACUAGAACUGGAGGCUCCCCUCAAAAUAUGCGGUGAUAUUCACGGACAAUAUUAUGAUUUGCUCCGUCUUUUCGAGUAUGGAGCAUUUCCUCCCGAAGCAAAUUAUUUGUUCUUGGGUGACUAUGUGGAUCGAGGAAAGCAGUCUCUUGAAACAAUAUGCCUGCUACUAGCCUAUAAAAUCAAAUAUCCAGAAAAUUUCUUCUUGCUAAGGGGUAAUCAUGAAUGUGCCUCUAUUAACCGUAUAUAUGGAUUUUAUGAUGAAUGCAAACGUCGAUAUAAUAUAAAAUUGUGGAAAACCUUCACAGAUUGUUUCAAUUGUUUGCCGAUUGUAGCAAUUAUAGACGAGAAGAUUUUCUGCUGUCAUGGCGGUCUCUCACCAGAUCUUUCAACAAUGGAACAGAUAAGACGCAUCAUGCGUCCUACAGAUGUUCCUGAUCAAGGACUAUUAUGUGAUUUACUUUGGUCAGAUCCAGAUAAAGAUGUAACUGGUUGGGGUGAAAACGAUCGCGGUGUUAGUUAUACAUUUGGUCCAGAUAUUGUGGCCAGAUUUUUACAUAAACAUGAUUUGGAUUUAAUAUGCCGUGCUCACCAGGUUGUCGAAGACGGUUAUGAAUUCUUCGCCAAGCGUCAAUUAGUUACUCUUUUUUCCGCCCCGAAUUAUUGCGGUGAAUUUGAUAAUGCAGGAGCUAUGAUGUCAGUAGAUGAUACAUUAUUGUGCUCAUUUCAAAUUUUGCGUCCAGCUGAAAAGAAAAAGUAUUACGUUGGUGUCCCAACUGGCAGCCGACCAAUUACUCCACCUCGUGGGGCUAAAGCGAAAGGGAAAUUAUAAAAAUCUUGAAAUAUUGCAUCUCCAAUUUCUUUGCUUUUAAGACUAUAAUUAAAGCGUCAGGUGAAUAACUUUAUGACUACUGUCCCCUGUUCAUUGCUGUCAUUUAUCACAGUUUUUCAAAAAAUCUCUUUCUACGUCGAAAAGUUUAGAUUUUCCCUAUAUAUGUCUUUUUGUGGAAAAAAGCAGUCGUAUUUUGUCCUAUAUCAUUGAGAUUGGAUUAAUCAGUGUGAACUAUCCUCUUUGGAAUCUUUUGUUUCUAAGUUAUUAAACAGCUUUCAUUUACUUUCAUACCUACAAGUCUUGUUAUUCAAAAGGCUUGUUCUCUUUUUUGCAUGUUGUAGAAGCAUACAAAAAUUAAAACAUUGUUUAUUAAUUCUACUCUGUUGGGUACCACUUUACUAUUGUUAUUACUACUAUCAUAAUUGUACAUUUCUUUUUCUUCUCCUUAUGUUUAAUUGUUAUUUAGAAAAUCAAACUGGAGAAAUGAGUAGUUUUCAGUCGAUUUGCUCAAUUGCUCCUUCGACUGAUCACUAGUGUUGUUAAAAAAAUAAUAAUUCAACGGUAGAAAUUACCUAUACUAAUUUUUAUACAUUUCAAACCUAUUGUUUUGGACGUCAAAAUACUUAGUUCAUGUAUGUGAUGAAUGUGUGUAUGCUGUCUUUUUUGUUUUCGAAAUUUGAUUGUUUACAUUAAUAACUGAGUUCCAGGUUUUUUACUUUUUUUUUCCAAUUUACUUGUAUUGUACAGUUAGCUACUUUCUGUUGUAAAACCUCAUAUUCUUUAAUGAAACAGUAUGUUGGAUUGAGUAAAAUAUAACUUCGCCUUGCUGUAUCGGUGUUAUUUUUCUAAAUAAAUAUAGGUACUUGCUUC
This is a messenger RNA of Schistosoma margrebowiei, 1917 nucleotides long. The record is from the annotation of a GenBank genome assembly. Lineage: Eukaryota; Metazoa; Platyhelminthes; Trematoda; Strigeidida; Schistosomatidae.